Hippopotamus amphibius kiboko is the source of this 2451-nucleotide messenger RNA. RefSeq names its product GTP binding protein 3, mitochondrial (gene GTPBP3). The transcript is spliced from 8 exons. Gene Ontology annotation, biological process: tRNA methylation; tRNA wobble uridine modification. Gene Ontology annotation, molecular function: GTP binding; protein binding; GTPase activity. Gene Ontology annotation, cellular component: mitochondrion; cytoplasm. Lineage: Eukaryota; Metazoa; Chordata; Mammalia; Artiodactyla; Hippopotamidae. The coding region runs from base 407 to 1981 and encodes 524 amino acids. The record is from RefSeq and is a predicted model, not a curated record.
UCCCCGGAACUCAUCCCUCCCGGCCAUUGAGAUGCUCUUGCUUCGACUCAAACCCUCGCCUCUCUAUUAUUCCCACCGCCCUGUGCCAAGCCCUGUCCUUUUUUCCACCCCUCAUUUCCGGUGCCUAGGAUCCCUGCCGCUCUAGGAUCCUAAAAAUUCUGUCUAAUGUUGCCGGAGGAACACAAUUUCGCUGCACCCUUAAGCGUGCUAUCCCCCUGCCUCUUUCCUUAGCAUCAGCCAGUAGAAACGAAGAUCUUCAGUGGGUGGGCGGUACGUCUUCUAAGGGACCCAAUGGUAACUGAGAAUCGUUGAGCACUUUACCAGUCUUGCCGCAGAGUGGGUGGGGCCUCCUGCCCCGACUUGCAGACUCCCCAGGACCCGCAGGCGGGUCGUUGGUUGUGAAUCCAUGUGGCGGGGGCUGUGGACCCUGGUAGCCCGGGCGGCACGUGGGCCUCGCAGUCCCAGACCGUGCACGCGCCAGGGCAGUGGUGCCCCGGCCCCCGGUUCCGGAGCUACUAUCUUCGCGCUGAGCUCCGGCCAUGGCCGCUGCGGUAUCGCUGUGAUCCGAACCAGCGGCCCCGCCAGCGGCUACGCCCUCCGGAGCCUCACGGGGCCCCGGGACUUACCGCCGGCCCGCAAAGCCUGCCUGCGUCUGCUCAGCGACCCCAGCUCUGGGGAGCCUUUGGACCGUGCGCUGGUGCUUUGGUUCCCAGGUCCCCAAAGUUUCACGGGGGAAGAUUGCGCUGAGUUCCACGUGCAUGGAGGCCCGGCCGUGGUGAGUGGUGUCCUGCAGGCCCUGGGCAGUGUGCCAGGGCUGCGGCCGGCGGAGGCAGGCGAGUUCACCAGGAGGGCGUUCGCCCACGGGAAGCUGAGCCUGACCGAGGUGGAGGGGCUGGCAGAUCUGAUCCAUGCGGAAACCGAGGCGCAGCGGCGACAGGCCCUGAGGCAGCUAGAUGGAGAGCUGGGCCACCUCUGCCGCGGCUGGGCCGAGACCCUCACUAAGGCUCUGGCCCACGUGGAGGCCUAUAUCGAUUUUGGUGAGGACGACAACCUAGAGGAGGGGGUCCUGGAUCAAGGUGGGUCUGCCUGGGGGGUGGGAGGUGGGGACAUCUGGCAUCUCAGCCUCCAGAGGCCCCCUUACUCCCUCUCCUUUCCUCCAUCCACAGCUGACAGUGAAGUGCGGGAGCUGGAGGUGGCACUGGGCGCACAUCUCCGAGAUGCCAGGCGCGGGCAGAGGCUCCGCUCAGGGGCGCACGUAGUGGUUGCAGGACCUCCCAACGCCGGGAAGAGCAGCCUGGUGAACCUGCUCAGCCGGAAGCCUGUGUCCAUCGUGUCCCCAGAGCCGGGGACCACCCGAGAUGUGCUGGAGACCCCCGUGGACCUGGCCGGGUUCCCGGCGCUGCUGAGCGACACGGCGGGUUUGAGGGAGGGCGUGGGGCCUGUGGAGCAGGAGGGCGUGCGGCGCGCCCAAAAAAGGCUGGAGCAGGCUGACCUCAUUCUGGCCGUGCUGGAUGCUUCUGACCUGGCCUCUCUGUCCAGCUGCAACUUCCUGGACACCGUCGUCAUCCCCGCGGGAGCCGGAGGCCCCAAGGACAGCUGCCAGCGCCUUCUGCUGGUGCUGAAUAAGUCGGACCUGCUGCCCGCUGGGGGCCCAGACCCCAAUCCUGACCUGCCCCCCCACCUGUUACUGUCCUGCCUGACUGGUGAGGGGCUGGACGGCCUCCUGGAAGCGCUGAGGAAGGAGCUGGCUGCACUGUGUGGGGACCCAUCCACGGGCCCACCGCUUCUGACACGGGCGAGGCACCAGCAUCACCUCCAGGGCUGCCUGGAUGCCCUUGGCCACUACAAGCAAGCCAAAGACUUAGCCCUGGCGGCAGAGGCACUUCGGGUCGCCCGAGGGCACCUGACCCGCCUCACCGGGGGAGGGGGCACCGAGGAGAUCUUGGAUAUCAUCUUCCGAGACUUCUGCGUGGGCAAGUAAGGGGGGCAGCCGAAGUGCAGACCCAGGCUGGUUGGAUGCCCAGAAGCCUUGAGGCGUCUGGGAACAGCUUAGGGCAUGUGGGAGUCUCAUCCCCUCCAGGAAGAACUUGACCCCAAACGAUGAAGCCUCUGUUGCUGGUAGUGACCAAGCUGCAGCUGGCCAGAUGGCCUAGCAGGGACUUGCUGGGGGUUUGGGCCGUGGAGCGGGGCUGAACGGAGGUCCCUUUGGGUACCUGAUGCUGGGGGACGAGGAGUGGAGGAUUGGGAUGGAGGUUGGAGUGUCUCAGGGGUCUUUGUUUCAUACUUUUUAAUUUAUUUUGCAAAUACCAAAGGAAUGUAAAAAGCUCAGGCGAUCCAGUAACGUCUAAACACCCCCUCCCAGGGGCCACGGCUUAACUUAUAUCCUUCCAGAACUUUCUCUGCAUAUUUGCAUACUUGUGAAUGCACCUAUAAAGUAUAUUUUGUCUUGUA